Coregonus clupeaformis (lake whitefish) is the source of this 1714-nucleotide messenger RNA. Its product is annotated as EF-hand calcium-binding domain-containing protein 3. Gene Ontology annotation, molecular function: calcium ion binding. The coding region runs from base 191 to 1714 and encodes 507 amino acids. Lineage: Eukaryota; Metazoa; Chordata; Actinopteri; Salmoniformes; Salmonidae. The record is from RefSeq and is a predicted model, not a curated record. The transcript has 13 exons.
UGGUUUCUAGAAGUGGUGCUUUGGGAACUGAUGUUGGAAACAAUUCCUUCUACUCUCAACGUGAUAGUUAGUAGGGCUAUAAGCAACCAAUGUGAUAAUUCCAUUGUUUAUUUCAGCGUUUUCAUUUGAGAUGGGUCAACACCCUAUUUGAGUUUAUCUGAGAAGUAUUGACCAUCCGAUACCUGUCACAAUGAGAGAGACCCCAGCAGGCAGGAUGAAGGGCACCCGAAAACAUGUGGGUCAGGGCAGCAGAGACAUGGACCCCAGUGGGAUAACCUCAGACUUAAAGGAAGUCCUGGAUUCUCUGGGUAUUGGUCAGCUCAAGGACUUGGCCACCAUGGUUGCAGAGGAGCCACUGUCGGACGCUCAAGUUGAAGCGUUCCAGGCUGUCUUUGAGCUGUUUGUCACCAACAGUCAUGGCUGCAUUGACGCAGUGGGUCUCUCCUCCCUAUUGGACACAGUGAACAUGAGACUCAGCCCCGAGCAGACUGAGGCUGCCCUACAUAGGGCCGACUAUGACGGAGAUGGUGAGGUAGGUUUUCAAGACUUUCUGUGUGUGAUGACAGACAGUCAGAAGUUCGCCAGCUGUAUAAAAGCGGAGUCCCCUGACCCAUCUCAGAGUGUGGAUCAGUCAGACUCUGUGUUCUACAAAGCCUUGAAUCAGAUGCUGAAUGCGGGCCUCAUUCCCAGCAGUGCCACUGGGGAGAUAGUUCGGUAUUACCAUAAGAAGUCGCUGCGUCAUGUGUUGAAGGUGGCGCCGCAGCAAGACAAGAGCAGGGGUCACGUGAUCACCUACUAUGCCAAGGGGGCCCACCUGGUGGGCCUGCAGCCCAAGCAGCUGAUGAAGUACAUCAAACCCGACGCUCCCAGUACCAGCCCGUACUCCAAGCGGCCCAGCCUGAACGUCAACUCAAAGGUCACGGUGGGCAAGCGGGUGGCGACCCAGGGAAGUGCCCCCUCUGCCAAGACCUGGAAGACCGUGGAGAUCGAAGGGCGCAUCAGACAGUUAUCAAUCAAGCACCCAGGAAAGGAGACUAAGGACAUGAUCACUCCGGUCAAGAUCAAGGUGGACCUGCAAGUGAAGGACAGAGAGCGUCUGACCUAUGACAACAUCAACCAGAUACGCCACAAGUCCAAAGAGGGCUUGAACACCUACCUGGAGACGCUGAGCCAGUACAAGCAGCGGGACACCUGGGACUCCUGGGGCUCGCUGCAGAGCUACCACAGCCCGCUGGACCACAAUGCCUUCUCUGACACCUUCUCCACCUACACCUGGAGCUGGAGCGGCUGCCGCAACAUGUUGCAGCCCCGCGACCUGCUGGAAGAGAGGAACAACUUGCCUCUGCUCCCCCCACCAUUAUCAAUCAAGCACCCAGGAAAGGAGACUAAGGACAUGAUCACUCCGGUCAAGAUCAAGGUGGACCUGCAAGUGAAGGACAGAGAGCGUCUAACCUAUGACAACAUCAACCAGAUACGCCACAAGUCCAAAGAGGGCUUGAACACCUACCUGGAGACGCUGAGCCAGUACAAGCAGCGGGACACCUGGGACUCCUGGGGCUCGCUGCAGAGCUACCACAGCCCGCUGGACCACAAUGCCUUCUCUGACACCUUCUCCACCUACACCUGGAGCUGGAGCGGCUGCCGCAACAUGUUGCAGCCCCGCGACCUGCUGGAAGAGAGGAACAACUUGCCUCUGCUCCCCCACCAGUAUUAG